Halteromyces radiatus is the source of this 601-nucleotide messenger RNA. RefSeq lists its product as uncharacterized. The record is from RefSeq and is a predicted model, not a curated record. The coding region runs from base 91 to 420 and encodes 109 amino acids. NCBI's taxonomy places the organism in Eukaryota, Fungi, Mucoromycota, Mucoromycetes, Mucorales, Cunninghamellaceae. The transcript is spliced from 3 exons.
CAAAAAAGAAAAAAAAAAGCAUUGAAUAAACCUCCCCUGCCUUCUUACUCUUUUUUUUUUUUCUCCCAUUGUGACAAAGUCAAAUUCAAUAUGGGCAAAUCAGUAGAACAAACAAUGAAUAAUCCAUUCACGGACAAGUCAGUAGAAAUACAUACAUUAAGUAGAAAUGAAGAAGAAGCUUGUUUUAAAGAUCUCAAGGCAAAAGCUUUACAGCAUUGUCAAGACUCUGUCAAAGAUUUCGUGGAAUGUAGCAAGGAACAUAAUGUCACUGUCAUGUGGACUUGUCGAUCAAAGUUAAAGACCAUGAACAGUUGUUUAAAUGAACGAACUUCAAGGGAAGAAUUGGACAAACUAAAAUUGAUCAAGAUGGCAGAAAAACGAGCAAGACAACAACAACAACAAGCCGCUUCUUCUUCCUAAAUAAUGGAUUUGUUAGACUCUUAUUUUUAUUUGAUCCUUUUUUUUCUCCUUCACACCUAAUCAACCGUUAUGUGUUGUCAUUUUUAUAUAUCAUUGUUCUUAUUUUAGAUCUUCUUUUUUAUUCUUAUUAUUUCAUUGAUACAUUCAUCCAAGCCAAUAAACAAGACGCAUUCUAUACACA